AGAGACAAUGCUACCAUUGCCUGGAAAGCUCCUGAAGAUGAUGGUGGUUCUCCCAUUACUGGUUAUAUCAUUGAGAAGAGAGACACCAAGAGAAAUAACUGGUCUAAAGUUGGUAAAGCACCAGCAGGAUCAACAGAAUACAAUGUACCUGGUUUGAUCGAGGGUACUUCUUACUAUUUCCGAGUUAUUGCAGAGAACAAGGCUGGACAAAGUGAUCCAUUAGAAACUGAGAAACCAGUCACAGCCAAGACAGAUUUAGAAUGGAAAGCACCAGAAACAGAUGGAGGAUCUCCUCUUACUGCUUACAUCAUUGAAGUCAGACCAACUAGUAGAUCCACCUGGACCAAGUCAGGACGUGUCGAUGGACAAACUACGAAGUUUACUGCCUUGGAUUUGAAAGAAGGCAAUGAAUAUCUGUUUAGAAUCACUGCCAUGAAUGCUGAGGGCCAAAGUGAACCUCUUGAAUCUAAAGACACAGUCAAAAUUACCAAGAAAAUCUUGCCUCCUGGUCAGGUGAGAAAUUUGAAGCCUGUUAAAGUCGGUCAAAAUUACGUUUUUCUGGAAUGGAAAGCUCCAGUUGAAGAUGGCGGUUCCAAGAUCACUAGCUAUAAAAUUGAAAAGAGCGAUGCCAAAACAGAUCAGUGGGUCAAAAUUGCUGAAAUCAAGGCUUAUGAUAACCAAUAUAAGAUCUCAGAUCUGACAGAGAAUUUGGAAUAUUAUUUUGCUGUUUCUGCUGGCAAUGAAGCUGGAUUUGGUAUUCCCGAAGAAACAGAUUCAGCCAUUACUCCAAAACGACCUGAAGGACCCCCUCAAAAACCAGUUGGACCUCUGACAAUUAGUGACGUGGAUCGAACCUCUGCCACCCUGUCCUGGAAACCUCCCACAGAUGAUGGUGGAUCACCAAUAACAGGAUAUGUAGUCGAGAGAAAGGAGGUCAGACGGCCAUCUUGGACUACCAUGGAUCAUGUGGAUGCUGAAACCACAGAAUACAAGGCUAUGAACCUGAUUGAGAGUACUGAGUAUUAUUUCCGAGUUAUUGCCCAGAAUAAACAUGGUGCUAGUGAACCACUAGAGACUGAAACCACCAUUAAACCUACCACUGAUUUGACAUGGAAAGCUCCAGAAUCUGAUGGUGGACUUCCACUGAAAUCCUACAUUAUUGAGAUGAGACCCUCCACUAAAUCUGUUUGGGACCAAGUUGGUAGUGUGGAUGGACAAACUACAGAAUUCACUGUUCCUGACCUGAAACCAGGUAGCGAGUAUCAUUUCAGAGUUAUUGCUGUUAAUGAUGAAGGUCAAAGUCCUGCUCUGGAAGCCAAACAAACAGCUGAACCUAAGAAAAAGAUAGACAUCAUAUCCUUUCCAGAGAAACCAGGUGCACCAGAAGGACCUAUCAAAUUCUCAGAAAUCAACAAAACAUUCUUAACUCUGUCAUGGGGUAAAUGUAAAGAAGAUGGUGGAUCACCUAUCACAGGCUAUAUCAUUGAAAAAAGAGAGUCCUGGAAGACCAGCUGGAGUCCAGUGACCACUGUUAAACCAGAUAUCACCAGCUACUGUGUCCAGAAUCUUAAAGAAGGACAGGAAUAUAUUUUCCGGGUCUUGGCUGAUAAUUUAGUAGGAAGAUCAGCUCCUUUGGAAUCAGAGAGUGUCACUCCAAAGAGCCCAUACAGUAAGUAUUUUUCAGACACCAUUUUUUAA
Lottia gigantea (owl limpet) is the source of this 1698-nucleotide messenger RNA. RefSeq lists its product as hypothetical. The annotation marks the transcript as partial. The transcript has 5 exons. Lineage: Eukaryota; Metazoa; Mollusca; Gastropoda; Lottiidae. The record is from RefSeq and is a predicted model, not a curated record. Gene Ontology annotation, molecular function: protein binding.